GACAAAAACCACAAAGCAAAUACAAAAAGAGUUGCGUGCGGUUGCUGAGCUGGAGCAAAUGCCGCCAUCAAAAAUUAGAAGCCACCCACCGGGCAGCAAUAAAUACGUAAACAAUCAAACUAAUAUCAAGCAAUUACUUAAAAAGUAUGUAACAUUCGAGUAUGUAAAGUGUUUGGUGUUUGAUCCCGCGGCAUUACCUGUGGUAACGAUAUUCAUUUUGUUGGCGGAGCUGGUACUAAAUGUUUUGGUGAUAUGGCGUGUACCUUAUACAGAAAUAGAUUGGAUCGCUUACAUGCAACAAUGCGAAGGAUUUCUAAAUGGAACCUUAAAUUAUGCUCUACUCAAAGGUGAUACCGGACCGUUAGUAUAUCCUGCAGCAUUUGUAUAUAUAUAUACGGGACUUUACUAUAUAACAUCACAUGGGCAAAAUAUACGCCUAGCACAAUAUAUAUUUGUGUGCAUAUACCUGGUACAAAUGUGGCUUGUGCUCCGCCUCUACACUAAAAGCCGCAAGGUCCCACCAUAUGUGCUGGUGAUAAGUGCCUUUACCUCAUAUCGCAUACAUUCUAUUUACGUUCUGCGGCUUUUCAAUGAUCCCAUAGCCAUAUUAUUCUUAUACGCUGCCCUUAACUUAUUCUUGGAUCGACAUUGGACUCUUGGUAGUACGUUCUUUAGUCUGGCCGUAGGCGUAAAAAUGAAUAUUUUACUAUUUGCACCUGCAUUGCUACUAUUUUACUUGGCAAAUUUGGGUUACUUUAAAACCUUCCUACAGUUAGCAGUUUGCGGCUGUUUACAGAUACUUUUGGGAGCUCCUUUUUUGAUUACAUAUCCUAUGCAAUACAUAAAAGGCAGUUUCAAUUUUGGACGUAUAUUUGAACACAAAUGGACCGUUAACUACAGGUUCCUGUCGCGCGAUUUGUUUGAAGAUAAAAUUUUUCACACUUCUCUACUGGUAGCCCAUCUAUUACUUCUAGCAUUAUUUGCUAAGCCGGUGUACACAUUUUUUAAGAACUAUGUACGCCUACGAGCACUACAAGAUCAGUUGCAGCCACAAAUCCAACGCAAAAAUCUGGAAAUAAAGGGAAUUCAUAGUAAAGGAGCAAAAAAGCACAAUAAAAUCAAAGAACCAAAGCCGCUCGAGAAAGAAGAGGAAUUAACACCUGACCAACAGGCUUUCUUAAACUCAUUUGAGAAGGGACUACAAAAAACAACUGGACUAAAAAAGCCACCCCAAAACCAAGAUCUAAUUUUAGAGAAUGAGCAUAAGGUUUCUAUACACUUUGAAAGGUGUACGCAGCUUGCAAUCUUACCAUUCUUCUUGUGCAAUUUCAUUGGGUUGGUGUGCGCACGUUCUUUGCACUAUCAAUUCUACGUUUGGUACUUUCAUUCAUUGCCUUACCUCACAUGGUCCACAGAUUAUAGUUUAGGUAUACGAUUUCUAUUGCUUGGUUUAAUUGAACUGUGCUGGAAUACAUACCCAAGUACGGAUAUCUCCAGUGGACUACUCCAUGUGUGCCAUUUCGUGUUGUUAUUUGGUGUAGGUAAAAAUUUAUUCAAAACAACAGUACAAAGUGCCGCAAUAAGAUCGAUGCAAGACCAAGAGGGGAAUGGAACUAUUAAGGCUAAGCUAAAAUAAAAACCAAAUUAUGUGAGGGUGUUCAAGCUUCCAACACUAAAUAAUGUGUGUAAAUAAAUAAAACUUGAAUAGUGAACUUAAAACAUUUUAAAAU
Messenger RNA from Anastrepha ludens (Mexican fruit fly), 1730 nucleotides. It is a transcript of the gene Alg3, whose product is annotated as lethal(2)neighbour of tid protein 2. The transcript has 2 exons. The record is from RefSeq and is a predicted model, not a curated record. Bases 59 to 1636 code for a protein of 525 amino acids. Gene Ontology annotation, molecular function: dol-P-Man:Man(5)GlcNAc(2)-PP-Dol alpha-1,3-mannosyltransferase activity. Lineage: Eukaryota; Metazoa; Arthropoda; Insecta; Diptera; Tephritidae. Gene Ontology annotation, cellular component: endoplasmic reticulum.